CCCUACGUCUCUCCUCUCUCUCGUCGUUAACCCUCUCGAUUCCGCGGCUGGUCGCUUCCCCUUCCGCUUCCCUCCGCCAACCACGAGCUAGGGUUUCGAUCUCGCCCCCGACCGGCUUCCCCUCCCUUCCCUCCUCCUCCCUCCGCGCGAAGGCUCGCCAUGGAGGGAGCCGGCGCCGCCCGCAAGAGAUCCCGGCCGGACACGGCCAACGGAGGCGCCGCCGGAGGGAAGCGCUCGAGAGAAACGGAGUCAUUUCAAACUGGUCUAUCAAGCAAAUUGAAGCCUUGCACCAAGUUUUUCAGCACUAUCGGAUGCCCUUUUGGCGAGGGUUGUCAUUUCUCGCACUUUGUCCCUGGUGGGUAUCAAGCAGUAGCAAAAACACUCAAUCUAGGCAACCCAGCUGUGCCUGCACCGGCAAGAGCUCCUAUGGAUCAUGCUGCUGGUGGUAAUUCUCAUCCAGCUUCUUCUGGCAAGACACGCAUGUGCACCAAGUAUAACACUGCAGAAGGCUGCAAAUUUGGUGACAAGUGCCAUUUCGCCCAUGGUGAGAGGGAACUUGGCAAGCCAGCUUACAUGUCCCAUGAGAGUGCCAUGGCUCCUCCUAUGGGUGGUCGAUAUGGAGGCCGACCUGAACCACCUCCACCAGCCGCUAUGGGUCCUCCAGCAGGAAACUUUGGUGCAUCUGCUACUGCCAAGAUCAGCGUUGAUGCCUCGCUUGCUGGUGGCAUAAUUGGGAAGGGUGGAGUCAACACGAAGCAGAUAUGCCGAGUAACUGGGGUCAAGCUCUCAAUACGUGACCAUGAAUCAGAUUCAAACCUGAAGAACAUUGAGCUCGAAGGCAAUUUCGACCAGAUAAAGCAGGCAAGCAACAUGGUGGGUGAGCUCAUUGCAACAAUCAGCCCGAGCACACCAGCCAAGAAACCCGCUGGUUCAGCAGCAGGAGCAGCACCAGCAGGCCGAGGCGGCCCCGGGGGCAGGAGCAACUACAAGACCAAGCUGUGCGAGAACUUCGUGAAGGGAACCUGCACGUUCGGCGACCGAUGCCACUUCGCUCAUGGCGAGAACGAGCAGCGGAAGGGCGCUGCUUGAGAGCCGAAACGCAUCUUGGGCGCGGCGCACUAAUUCUCCAUUGCCUUUUGUGACUAUAUAUAUCUCUGCAUCUUUAGGUGAUUAGCCUGUUGUAUUGCGAUUUUCUAUAUGGAUUGUUACGUUUUCGGUUCAGCUUUUGAUAGAUGUCUAAGAAGCAAAUAACUUAGUCUUUCUGGGGUGUAUGCCAGUGUAGAGCUCCCUCUUUCAGUAUCUUCACCCUCACUUUAUUCAUCUAUAGUAGUUUCAUCAGUUGAGGACAGUGGAGUUCAUUUUGCCCAAAACUGAGACCCUUGAACAACUUGUUGGAUGAUGCUACGCUUC
This is a messenger RNA of Oryza sativa Japonica Group (Japanese rice), 1410 nucleotides long. The record is from RefSeq and is a predicted model, not a curated record. Lineage: Eukaryota; Viridiplantae; Streptophyta; Magnoliopsida; Poales; Poaceae.